Molecule: messenger RNA, 2567 nt
Organism: Pelodiscus sinensis (Chinese soft-shelled turtle)
Lineage: Eukaryota; Metazoa; Chordata; Testudines; Trionychidae
Source: RefSeq, a predicted model, not a curated record
UCUGCCUGCGAGCCGAGGCUGGGCCGCCGGGGACCCUCAUGGGGGCGUAAUGUGAGGCGCGAGGCUGAUCCGGAAUCUCUCUCUGUUUGUUAGUGGACGUGAGGCACCGCCAAGUGACUCGUCACCACCCUCGGGGCUUUACCUCGCGCCCUAGAUGUCGCCUGUGAACAGGGAAAACAGAAUGAAGGAAGUAAUUUCUAAUAACACAACCAAUAUAUCUCAAGCAAGGAAAGCUGUGGAGCAGUUAAAAAUGGAAGCAUACAUGGACAGGAUAAAGGUAUCCAAGGCUGCAGCUGAUUUAUUAGCAUACUGUGAGGCUCAUAUCGGAGAAGAUCCCCUUAUUAUACCAGUGCCUGCAUCUGAAAAUCCCUUCAGGGAGAAGAAACUCUUUUGUACUAUUCUCUGAGUCAGUUUAUAAUUAAAAAUGUCCUUUGUGAAAAUCUAUUACUGAUGGUGCAUGCUUUUAGCAUUAGAUUUUCCCUGAGUUAUCAACAAUUAAACCCACAGUUAACAAUAUUUUUAGAAGCACACUACAUUUUUAUGGUAAAUAAGUGGUUUACAUGCAGAUUUAGGAUAUCCUCACUUUACUGCCAAUGCAUACAUUUAAUAAUUUCACUUAUCAGUAAAGACUUGUUUUUAAUGAAAGAAUUAAAUAUUAUAUUAAAUGGUUGUUAUUUUUUGCCAAUCAGAUUUUUCUGAGUACAAAAUGAGUCAUACAGAUUCUUGAGCCUAUUUAUAACUUUUGUUUUCUUAGAAAGGUAAAUAAUUUAUUUUCAUUUGCCUUUACAAAUUUGAAUCUUAAAUGCAGACUGUCCUCUCUUGAAGCAGAAUGCCAGUUGCUGCUGUAAUGCUGCCUGGAAUGGUCAAUCCUGUAUGAUAGAUGGUAUUUAUAAAUGUGGUGUUUAGUGGAAUUAAGCCACAUUGUGUGUCUGAAAUUUCCUUUACUGAACAAAAUAAAGGAGCCCGCAACGUAGGGCUUGCUAUCUUAGCUCUACUCCAAGAAGGCUUAUUGAAAUACAAAAAGCCAUUUGUCUCCCAUUCUAAAAUUGUAAUGGUAUAAGCUUUUGUAAGAAGCUCUGAGUAAAUAUUUGUUCAUUCUUUUAGUUGGCUGUGCUGUGGAGCACAUUACGAUGCUGCUUUUGAACAGAAGUAAAGUAGGCCCUUCAUUAAUACUUGCUACUUCAUUGCAACAGACUGCAAAGCCUCAAACCUGCCAUCAGUGAGCAAUAUAUGAACUAUAAAUACUUGUUUAAAAUGGAUGCAUUUAGAAAAAGAUGAGCAUAUGCACUAAGCAUGAGUAGUAUAUUUUUCACCUUAAUUAUAUUUAUAGUCUGUGCACCAAGACUGAAACAAUCACUGCAGUAUUGCUUAUUUUUCAAUAUAUAUCUGUACAAUCCUUCCAGAACAAAGUGUCAUGGCAUUGGAAUGGUAAACACAGAUGAGUCACAGUACUGAAUGUGCCAUAAGACUUCUAUAGGUUAGCUAUUCUGUGUUGUUUUAACACCCUAGUUCAUUGCAUAGAAUGUUCUCAGUGUGUGAAAACGUAAGGCUUUUGCCAAAUCCUGCUCUCAUUGAAAUCGAUAGAAGUUUUGUCACAGACUUCGUUCAGGGCUAGAUUUUUUUUUCCAUUGAUUUUUUCACCUGGUUUUGUUGUUAUAAUAAACACUGAUACAUUCCCAGGAAAAUUAAAUAAAAACUGAAUACAGAAAUACAGAUAUAUCAGAUAUCUUACUAUAAGUGGAGCAAAAAUUGUUUUCUGAAAACUUGGAAAAAAUCGUGUUUUUUCUUGCUUAAUAAGGUCUUUUAGGGAAUCCUUUCUAUUUAGGAAAUGAUGUUGUAACUUUAAGGCUGCGCUUGUUACCAUGGUAACAUGUUCACUUGCCCUUAGUCAAUAUGUACAGUUUUAAUAGAAUGGAGAGUGAGGGGAAUGUAGGUCACACAGUUGUAUUCUCAAAGGUUUUGUAUAAGUUUGCAUUUGUGGCUCAUUAUUACUGUCUCAUCUAGCAUUAUAAUAUUGCAACCCCUUAAAUAGAAUUCUUGUUUUCUAUUUCAAAUUACCUCUAAUGUCUUCAAAUUAAAGAGCCACCUCAAGUACUCUGGAGCAUCGUUUAAAAAAGCUGCAUUUACAAACAUGAUGUCUGUUCAUUGGUAAACUUAUAUUGAAAUGAAAACAAGUAAUUGUUUUGUGCAUGAUGAUCUGUACCUGAAACCCUGAUGAAAUUAGUCUUAAAUGUGUCUGUUUUUGUUGUCUAACAAAAAAAAAAACCACUAGUAUGUUUAUAACAACUUUCAUCCUCUUUAACAAGAUCAAUCCAAAACUCAGACAAAUCAAGAUAAUUAAUGUUAUAACUACUGAGACUCUUCUGUGCUUUCAGUAAAAAGGUUGUAAAUAUGUAAUCUGUACCUGGUGUAUUGUAUGUAUAUAAUAUAUCUUGAGAGCAUACCACCUGACUGCAUAAUUUCAUUUAGAAAUGGACUAGCCUUCUCCCGCUUUCAUAGAUUGUUCAUGUUCUGUUUAGCAUUUAGAAUGUGUGAAUACAAUGGGGAAAUAAAUCAGAGCAUCUUUC